This is a messenger RNA of Priceomyces carsonii, 1026 nucleotides long. RefSeq names its product aldo/keto reductase. Bases 1 to 1026 code for a protein of 341 amino acids. The record is from RefSeq and is a predicted model, not a curated record. The transcript has a single exon. Lineage: Eukaryota; Fungi; Ascomycota; Pichiomycetes; Serinales; Debaryomycetaceae.
AUGGUUCUCAAUAACUCUACUCUCAGUCAACUUGGAAAAUCUGGUCUUAGGAUCAACCAUGCAGUUGUCGGCACUAUGCUCUUAACAGUGGAUGUUAAGGAUGGUGUCGGCUGGGGAGAAGUAGGAGAGACCGAAUCGCUCAAAAUAUUGAAGAAAUGCUAUGACGAGGGUUUGCGUACUUUUGAUACUGCUGAUGCUUAUACUAAUGGCGGCGGCGAAAGAAUAAUUGGCAAAUUCUUGAAGCAUUAUAAUAUCCCGAGAGAGGAUGUGGUUAUUAUGACUAAAUGCUACUUCUCGGCGGUCGAUUUUAAGGGAGGAGACCCGGAUGUCUUAGACUUUAAUCAUAGAGGUUUAUCUAGAAGACAUAUUCUUGACGCUGUUAAGGGUUCGGUAGAAAGAUUAGGAACUCACAUCGACUUGCUUCAGAUCCACAGAUUAGACGAAGAUGUUCCUAAGGAAGAGAUAAUGCGUGCUUUAAAUGAUGUUGUUGAAAGUGGGCAGGCCAGGUAUCUUGGUUCAUCAUCAAUGAAAGUGUAUCAAUUCAUCGAGUUGCAACACACAGCAGAGAUACACGGGUGGCAUAAAUUUAUUUCGAUGCAGAGCUUGUACAAUUUGCUUUAUCGGGAAGACGAACGGGAACUUAACGAGUAUUGUAACAAAACUGGAGUUGGUUUAAUACCAUGGUCACCAAAUGCGAGAGGUUUACUUGCCCUUCCUUUCAACUCGGAGAAGACUCAAGAAAAGUUGAAAAAUAAUAUAAUUACUACAAUUUUGGGACUCGAUAUUGAACAAGACAAAGUAAUCAUUAACAGAGUUGAGGAAUUAAGCAAGAAGCUCGGGUGUGAAAUGGUUGAAGUCUCCUCCGCCUGGUUACGUGCUAAGGGAGCACACCCAAUAAUAGGUGUCACUCUGGAGGACGCGGUUGAUUCUAUUGUAAAGAUGGCAAAUAUCAAGCUUACUGAUGAACAAGUUAAAUACCUCGAGGAGCCCUACCGCGCAAAACCUUCAGCUUUCUUGGUACGCUAG